Molecule: messenger RNA, 651 nt
Organism: Osmerus eperlanus (European smelt)
Lineage: Eukaryota; Metazoa; Chordata; Actinopteri; Osmeriformes; Osmeridae
Gene: golt1ba
Product: golgi transport 1Ba
Exons: 5
Coding region: 133-549 (138 amino acids)
Biological process (GO): endoplasmic reticulum to Golgi vesicle-mediated transport; retrograde transport, endosome to Golgi
Cellular component (GO): endoplasmic reticulum; membrane
Source: RefSeq, a predicted model, not a curated record
AGAUGUGAGCAAGGGAAGGCGUGUUUCCGGAAGACGUGGCUGCUGUCGGCUGUGACAGCUGUCAGGAUUCAUUUUUGUUAAGCCGCAAAUAUUUCUAGUUAAUGUGCCUCGAACAUUUUAUCCAUCGUCAAAAUGAUCUCUCUUACGGAUUCACAGAAGAUAGGGAUAGGGCUGACUGGUUUCGGAGUGUUCUUUCUCUUCUUUGGGAUGAUCCUGUUCUUUGACAAAGCCCUCCUGGCUAUUGGAAAUAUCCUCUUCGUAGCGGGGCUCGCCUUUGUCAUCGGGCUCGAGAGAACGUUCCGGUUCUUCUUCCAGAAGCACAAGAUGAAGGCCACCAGCUUCUUCCUGGGUGGUGUGCUUGUGGUGCUCAUCGGCUGGCCCAUCGUGGGUGUGGUGCUGGAGGUCUACGGCUUCUUCCUUCUGUUCAGGGGGUUCUUCCCAGUGAUAGUGGGGUUCAUCAGGAGGAUACCUGUCCUGGGCUCCAUCCUUAACUUCUCCUUCCUCAGUGGGUAUGUGGACAAACUGGGAGAGAGUAACACCAUGGUAUAACAGGGACUUUUUGUGUCCAGAAAUUUUCAUUUAUUUUUUAUUUAUCAUACAGCAGUUUUACAAAGCAAUGCCAAUCACCCACAUGGUCAACCACUGGCUUGC